Messenger RNA from Eruca vesicaria subsp. sativa (arugula), 631 nucleotides. Lineage: Eukaryota; Viridiplantae; Streptophyta; Magnoliopsida; Brassicales; Brassicaceae. The record is from the annotation of a GenBank genome assembly.
GUCUUCUUCUCUGUUCUAUUAUUUAUAAUCACUUGGAAAAAAUAUCUUUCUUUAUCUGUCUUCUUCUCUGUUCUAUUAUUUAUACAAACUUGGAAGAAGUAUCUUUCUUUAGCAGAACAGAAGAAGAAAAGAAACACUCAUGGCUCUGUCUUCUAGCUUCUCAGUUUCCGUGUUUCUCUUGUUCAUUGUGUCGGUUCAAUGGACUCUUGUUUGCAGUGAAUCCACAAUCUUAGCUUCUCCUGCUGUCUUACCGUAUGUUAAUGCACCGGAUAUGUCCUCGUUUUUCCCUUCUCCGACCAAAGACCUGACAUUCGAUACUGCUGCAUCUCCUGCUCCAGAAACAGAGGCCCCUGGUCCUAGCUCAGGCCAGUUUAAUGGGAAGAUUGCAGGCAUCUCGAUGCAGCUACGUCCUGAUCUUUCUUUACUUCUGGCCAUUGUUGGGAUCUGUAGCUUUCUAUCUGUACUUUAUUGAUGUUGUAAUCUUUGUGUUUUCGCUUUAAGAGUGUUGUCAUCUUUCCUCCGUCGAGUUUUUUCUUGUUCUAUAUCUCACGAAAACUUCCACAUUUACUACGUUGAUACUGUUACACUUAUGUGUAUUUAUUUAUAUAAGAAAAUAUAAUUAAACAGUAUA